CCUCUAUCACGUCUUUUUAAUCCUUCUCUGCUAACAGCUGCUAGCUGCACAAAAGAAAGAGGGCGAGAUGGUUUCGCUUAAGCUCCAGAAGCGGCUCUCUGCGAGCGUUCUAAAGUGUGGAAAAGGAAAAGUUUGGCUUGAUCCAAAUGAAGUCAACGAAAUCUCCAUGGCCAACUCCCGCCAGAACAUAAGGAAGCUGGUUAAAGAUGGUUUUAUCAUCAGGAAGCCAACCAAGAUUCACUCUCGUUCACGUGCCCGUCGCAUGAAGGAAGCCAAGAGAAAGGGACGCCACUCUGGAUAUGGUAAGCGCAAGGGUACAAGGGAGGCAAGGCUGCCCACAAAGAUCUUGUGGAUGAGAAGGAUGCGUGUUCUCAGACGCCUGCUUCGCAAAUAUAGGGAAUCAAAGAAGAUUGACAAGCACAUGUACCAUGACAUGUACAUGAAAGUCAAGGGUAACGUCUUUAAGAACAAGAGAGUCCUCAUGGAGAGCAUCCACAAAUCUAAGGCUGAGAAGGCCAGGGAAAAGACGUUGUCUGACCAGUUUGAAGCUAAGAGGGCUAAAAAUAAGGCAAGCAGAGAGAGAAAAUUUGCUAGGAGGGAGGAGCGAUUGGCCCAGGGACCUGGAGGAGAUAACCCAGUAGCAGCAGCACCUGCCGCUGCAGCUCAACAAGCGGAGGUUUCCAAGAAGUCCAAGAAGUAAAGUAAGAUCCCUACUGAAGACUAGUGAAGGACUCGUGACUUUAGAUAGUCAAGUAGUUUUGUUGAAGCCAGUGUGCUGUUUUUGGUUAAUGUGAACCUGUUCUUGUAGUUGGAUUAAAAGGUUUCCUGAUUUUAUUCUGAGUUUACUGGUUUUGUCGUUUGUUUAAUUAUAUUAUGGCAUUUAUUUU
Molecule: messenger RNA, 887 nt
Organism: Theobroma cacao (cacao)
Lineage: Eukaryota; Viridiplantae; Streptophyta; Magnoliopsida; Malvales; Malvaceae
Product: large ribosomal subunit protein eL19y
Biological process (GO): translation
Cellular component (GO): ribosome; cytosolic large ribosomal subunit
Molecular function (GO): RNA binding; structural constituent of ribosome
Source: RefSeq, a predicted model, not a curated record